AUGAAUGGGGGAGGUGCAGGACGCCUGGAUGGCUCACAGGCUGAGGAGGACCAGGGGUAUGCGGACCGCAGUGAACCAAACGACGUCUUCGCACCAAUCACGGCGAUCUACGGCUCUAUAACCAAAGGAGCAGCAACGAAUUUCAGCUCCGAAGGGACGAUAUUGAUGACGGAGAAAUAGCAGAUUUUGAAACACUGGGUUGAACGCUCUUAAAGUGCCCUUAGUCGCCAAUCCACAGUCUCUGACACCGUCGUCGACCGGCUUCUUCCAGGGAAAACGGACGACGGCCUGGGCAUCCAUCUUCCCUCCCAGAAACAGCAAGAGCUGUGCACCAACUCUUCGGCAGAAAAGCACUAGAUCCCGAUGCGAUCCGGGCUGAAAUGUACAAGCACAACAGGUCUCGGCCGAUCGACAGACUUACAACACCUUUCCAGUGUAUGCGGCCUCAAAGAAGAAUUCCUCGUGAUUUCAAGAAAGCGACAAUCGUUCAUCUCUACGAGCGGAAAUUAAACAGGAAACUCCGCGAUAACCACAGACGUAUCUCGCUGUUAAACACCACGGGGAAUAUCUUCGUUCACUUCAUCCUCAACCGUCUCGACGGCCUGCUCGAAAAAGGCUUCUGCCGGGAAGCCACUGUGGCUUGCGACGUCAAUGCGAAACCACUGACAUGAUCCCCACCGUCAGCCAGCUGCAAGAGCAAUGCCAUAGAAUGCGCACCCACCUUUACGCUGUCAUCAUGAACCUGAUGAGAGUCGCCGGUACAGUGAAUCGCGAUGGACUGCGGAAAAUCAUGCAGAAAUUCGGCCGGCUUGAACGAUUUGCGCACAUGGUGCGUCAGCUCCAAGACGGGAUGAUGGGGCGCAUCACGGACGACAAGACAAUCUCAGAAGCACCCGCAGUGACGAAUGGGAUGAAGCGGGGCUGCAUACCCACUCCGACCCUCGUCAGUCUCAUGUUUUCUGUCCUGCGGAUGGGUGCCUAUCGUGGCGAGCUCCCUGGGAUCCGUAUCGUCUGCAGGACCGACGGCCACCUUUUUUUAGUCGGCACAUGCGGGCCUUAAAGCGGUUCACCACGGCCACUCUCCACGAUCGCGCACUCAGCAUCUCGACAGAAGUAGACAUAUAACGGAGCAUGGACCUCUUCGCCUCCGGCUGUGGCAACUGCGGGCUGACCAUCACUGUGGACCAAACAGUGGUCAUGCAUCAACCGCCACCCAACGCUACAUACGGUGUCCCUCAAAUUCACUCCAAUGACCCAACUGAAGACUAUUGACAACUUCGUCUAAAUGAACAGAAUACUCUCUCGCUGCACUAAAAUUGACGGCGAAAGGGUUCACUGUAUCUCCAAGGCCAGCCAUGGUUUCAACCGGAUGCAAAACGCUGUAUUGAAUCGCCACGGUCUCCAACUUGACACCAAGUGGUAGAUAUAUGAAGCCAUAAUCUUGAAGACGCUGUUGUAUGGCUCGGAGGGCUGGACGGUCUACGAGGAAUAAGCGCGGAAACCCUAUCAUUUCCACCAUAGUUGUCUCCGCCGGACAUUAAAUCUGAGGUGACAGGAGAAGAUCCCGGACACAGAAGUCUUGGAACAGAUUUGAAUGCUCAGCACCCCCGCCAUACUGACGCAACUGCCUCUAGGAUGAUGCGGCAAACUUGAAAUGAUUGACGACGAGCGCCUACUAAAACGACUCUUCCAUGGAGGUAUCGCCUCCGGUGUUCGCCGACAAGGAAUUAAAAUGCCCCGCUAAAAAGACACCUCGAAUAAUUUCCUGAAGCGAUAAAAAAUCAACCAGAAAACAUGCGACGGACCGCGCACGCACUGGGCGACCUGGAGAAGAGCAGUGAGGACUGGAGCAACCAUCUGUGAGGCCAAUCAGGUCGCCACUGUCAAAUCCAAAAGGUAGACUCACAGGUUCCAGGUGUUCCUGACUCACAACGCCAACCUCAAACCCUUCCCAACAUGCCCGUGCUCUCAACGAAUAUUCCGCCCCCGGAUCGGUUUCGUCGGACAUUUCUGGGCCCAAUGCACCAGCACCUCAAUGAUCUUAAAUGCUGGCGCCCACGACCGUCCCUAAUCCAAUUCCACGUCGCCGACGAGGACGAUCACACUCACCACUGAUGCUCAGCAUUUCCAUGUUCUGCUGCCGUCUUUUGCCGCCUUUUCCAUCAUCCCUGCCACCACCCCCUAGGCGACAGCGACCAUCACCUAUCUCACUCCCACCACCGGUCAGAACAAUCCCGACGCUCCGUCAAUCCCCAACUCCACGUCCAACGAUGUAGACUCGGUCCAAAGCUGCCCUCAUUGCAGUCGCACACUAACUUUACGCAGCGGCUCGGUCGGUCGCUUGCGAUUCCAUCACAUUGCGACUGGCACACCAGUGCCAGGAGCCCCCACAUACUCUUAUUGCAGAAGCCUAAGACGAGAGGGAGACCUUCGCUGAUACGAUCUUCAGACUCAAUCCCGAAUGGAAAGAGAAGAUUGGCGCCAGUUGGGAGGAUUGUAUAUUCUGUGCAGAAUAACUGGUGAGGGGAUUGGAAGGAGUUGUCAGCCAGAGGAAAGUGCAUCCGACUGAGGGAGAGCGACGUCCCUUGGUUGGGUCAGGGAAUGCGUCAAAGCAUAUCAAGCUACGGCACAUCUAACUCCGUCUUGAAUCUGAUUGGCCAAAUGAAAAACCGAAUGGGCAAACGCCAGACUGCUCGGUGUGCACUUACAGACAUUCGCGAGAGGCCCAACAUUGCGACAGGCGCGCGGUGUAGGCCCACUUCACCAAUACGGUAUCCGUCUUCACGUUCCACACUGCCAACGCACAUUCAUUCACCGGAGGGGUCUGUUCGGUCACGUGCCUAUCUACAGCAGCAAAAUUCACCACAAUGUCGACACACCUGGUGUAACCCUCACUGACUUAACAUCUACCAACCUAUGCUACCCACGCUGCAACCGCAAAUUCGCCUCACGUCUCGGCACGAUCGGCCAGUUGCAGAUCUAUCACGCAGAGACUGGCGAACCAGCGCCUGAAGCAUCAAAAUACACCAAAAGCCUUCGCAUAAGCCUAUUCGGUCUCGUGCGCCUAAACGAAAACCUGCGGCCUAUCGCCGUAGACAUGGCCAUAUCACCACAAAUUUCCCCAUCACUACAUGCACCACAUAUGAACACAAACAUCCCCCACCAUCGGCACAUCCCACUUAAAGGGGAAGUGCUCGGUUCGGCUCCUUUCUCCGUGCAGCUCCCCCGCUACAGUUGAGAUCCGAGUUGUCCACCCACUUGUGCAUGAAAUCCUGGUGUGUGUGUGUGUGUGUGCGUGUGUGUGGGGUGUAGGUGUAGGUGUAGGGUGCCGUCUAAACGGGCCACGUGAUAGAUGCGCUGGACCAACACGGGGGCCACACCGGACUCUGGCAGGCGUUAUCUGUGCGCAAUAACAAAUGCUAACAUUUGCGGGGUGCGCUGGAGGACCCUGUUGUCGGCAUUCGUCGCUCAACUGGACCACUGCCGCCUCCCCAUUGUGCUGUGGUCAAAAUCCUGGUCAUUUGUGUGCGGACCAGGGGGUGCGGAGUGGAGCGCCAAGGCGAGGAUCCGUCCGAGCCAUCCACCUGCGGCCUCCCCCGUCUCCGGUCUUCUUGACUCUGUCUUGACACCGGGCUCAGGCGGGGGAGGAGGAGAGAGUGUAGGUAGAUGCAGCGCAAGUCUACCCGCACUAUAAACCCCUGCGCAAGUCACCGUCCCUGCUCCCACCUGGUGUGGGGCACACGGUGGACAUCGUUGAAAUCGACGGUCGAACUGUCGGGAUGUAGGGGUGUCAGCGGUGGGUUCACGUGAUGGUCGUAGUGGUCGCUCACUUGCUUGCAGGUGAGAUUACGCCUAGCGUCCACUUGCUGGCUCUCAACUCUCACCUGUGGCUCCACGUAGCUGGGCUCUGCUCAGCGGCCACACCCCGGGCAACCGCCUCGACCGGCGGGCUAAACCAGGUGAGGGUAUCCGUGCGUGCACCUGCACACGCGGUACUGUGGUCUGCGCUGGCCGGAUGGAUCUUCGCGUCGACAUCGUCGAGACGAGGCUCUGCCUGGACCAUCGCAGGAGGCCACAAGGUAAGUUCUUCUUCAGGUAAGUGCAUUUGCUUUGUUUCUUCCUUUUGUUUGUUGAAGUUCCGUGUCGUACGCUGCUCUUGCUGCCUGCCAUUUAUAUGCUAGUCUGUCUGUUAAUAGCUAAACGACACCCUCGAUGCCUGCUGCGAUUGUCUGUCCGUCAGUCUAUGCCACUCUCUACUAAUAGCUAGGUGCUACGGUGUUUGACUUUGUGUGGUGCCCUCACUUUUGUUUCUGACUGAUGACUGUGUCCGCUUGUCCACUCUAGUUCUAAGUCCCAUAACGUUAGGUAGUGUGUAUGCUCUCUCCUACUUCACUCCAACACAUCAUCACUACCACCAAGGUCCCAGGCUCAUUCGGGUCGUUCUCUCACUAACAAAAAGUCGUGGCCCAUAGUGGAGUCCGGCAGCCGUCUGGGAUAACCGGGCAGCCCUGUUCAGGGAUGCGUUGCCUGCCCCCGCGAGGGGGAGGGGGCUAGAAAAGGUGCCCUUAAGAUCGCUGGGAACCACGCUGUCUGUAGGCUGGCCGUGGCCGCAGACAAAAAACACACGGUCGAAACAGCCAAAACGGAAACAACAACAACAACAACAACAACAACAAUCACUCUCUUCCUCUUCCAGCCUAUCCUUCUUCUCCUUCUUCUUCUUCUUCUUCUUCUUCUUCUUCUUCUUCUUCUUCUUCUUCUUCCUCUUCUUCUUCUUCUUCUUCUUCUUCUUCUUCUUCUUCUCCUACUCCUACUUUUCGCCGCCGCAGUCGCCAGGCUGGCAGGGGGAGCCCGCUCACUCUGGCAGCCUGGAAUGUUCGUUCCCUUUUAGACAAUCCGAGGAGCAACCGACCGGAACGGAGGACGGCGCUAGUGGCACGAGAACUGGCGCGCUACAAGGUGGACAUCGCCGCACUCAGCGAGACCCGAUUCUCCGAACAAGGCCAACUGGAGGAGGUGGGUGCCGGCUACACCUUCUUCUGGAGUGGUCGACCCAGGACAGAGCGAUGUGACGCGGGUGUCGCCUUUGCCAUCCGGACCGACAUCGUGGGACGACUGCCCUGUUUGCCGCAGGGCAUCAACGAUCGCCUGAUGAGUCUCCGCCUGCCUCUCCAGCGAGGAGGCAAAUUCGCCACCAUCAUCAGCGCAUACGCUCCGCCGAUGAGCAGCCCCGACGCCGCCGCUAGAGACAAAUUCUACGAGGACCUGCACGCCCUCUUGGCGACUGUGUCAAAGGCGGACAAGUUGAUUGUCUUUGGCGACUUCAACGCUCGCGUCGGCACCGACCAUACUGCCUGGAGAGGAGUGCUGGGUCCCCACGGUCUCCACGGCUCCAACGAAAACGGCCUGCUUCUCCUCCGCACCUGCGCAGAACACCGCCUAAUCCUGACAAACACGUUCUUCUGUCUGCCGGAGCGAGAGAAGGCCACCUGGAGGCAUCCUCGUUCGCGUCAGUGGCACCUGCUGGACUAUGUCCUCGUCCGGAGGCGAGACCAGCGGGACGUGCUGGUGACGAAGGCGAUCGCGGGUGCUGACGGGUGGACCGACCAUCGCCUCGUCGUCUCGAAGAUGCGUAUUCGCCUACAGCCUCGCAGGCGACCACAAGGUAAGCGACCCCCAGGUAGGCUGAAUAUUGCCUUGUUGUCUUUGCCCGCUCACCAUCUCCAUUUCAGCAAUGAGCUAGCUCAACGGCUAGACAACCUUCCUAUUGCUGCCGACGCCGACGCCGCCGACGCCGCCUCCGCCGCCGCCGCUGCCGAGAACGCCUCCGUGGAGAACCGCUGGUGUCACGACACGAUCCAGUUGACGGCGCUCGCCAUCAUCGGUCGCGCUCCCCGCCAACACCAGGACUGGUUCGACGACAACGACGCCGCCAUCAGAAGUCUGCUUGCCGAGAAGAACCGCCUACACAAAGCCUACGUAGAACAUCCCACUGAUGCCAACAAAGCUGUCUUCUACCGCAGUCGCCGCCACCUUCAGCAACGACUGCGCGAUAUGCAGGACGCCUGGACUGCUCGCAAAGUUAAAGAGAUUCAAGGAUACGCGGACAGCAAUGAAUGGGAGUACUUCUUCUCUGCGAUCAAAGCUGUCUACGGUCGGCCGACGAAGGGCACUGCUCCUCUCCUCAGCGCUGACGGUAGCACUUUCCUGACUGAGAAGACGCAAAUCCUACAACGAUGGGCCGAGCAUUUCCUAACCGUCCUCAACCGCCCCUCCGUCAUCUACGACGCCGCCAUCGAGCGUUUGCCGCAAGUGGAGACCAACGUGGACCUCGACCUCCCGCCAUCUCUCCAAGAAACCAUCAGGGCCGUGCAGCAGCCCUCCAGCGGGAAAGCACCCGGAUCGGACGCAAUCCCUGAUGAGGUCUACAAGCACGGAGGUCCCCUACUGAUGGAUCACCUGACUGCGCUUUUCCAGGAGAUGUGGCGCCAAGGUGAAGUCCCGCAAGAUUUCAAGGACGCAACUAUCGUGCACCUAUACAAGCGCAAAGGGAAUCGCCAAGUCUGCGACAAUCACCGUGGAAUCUCCUUGCUGAACAUCGCCGGGAAGAUCUUCGCUCGCAUCGUGCUCAACCGCCUCACUAACCAUCUGGAACAGGGCCUUCUGCCGGAAAGCCAAUGCGGCUUCCGUCGUCAUCGUGGGACAACGGAUAUGAUCUUCGCCGCCCGUCAACUACAGGAGAAGUGCCAGGAGAUGGGGACACACCUGUACUCUACCUUCGUGGACCUGACGAAAGCCUUCGACACGGUGAAUCGUGAAGGACUGGGGGAGAUCAUGCAGAAAUUCGGCUGUCCGUAG
Spirometra erinaceieuropaei is the source of this 6858-nucleotide messenger RNA. Lineage: Eukaryota; Metazoa; Platyhelminthes; Cestoda; Diphyllobothriidea; Diphyllobothriidae. The record is from the annotation of a GenBank genome assembly.